Messenger RNA from Pseudoliparis swirei, 3967 nucleotides. RefSeq names its product SLIT and NTRK-like protein 1. NCBI's taxonomy places the organism in Eukaryota, Metazoa, Chordata, Actinopteri, Perciformes, Liparidae. Gene Ontology annotation, molecular function: protein binding. Gene Ontology annotation, biological process: positive regulation of synapse assembly; axonogenesis; regulation of presynapse assembly. The transcript has a single exon. Bases 1 to 2103 code for a protein of 700 amino acids. The record is from RefSeq and is a predicted model, not a curated record. Gene Ontology annotation, cellular component: GABA-ergic synapse; postsynaptic density membrane; glutamatergic synapse.
AUGCUGCUUUGGAUUGUCCUGCUGAAUGCGGCUCUUUGUGUUGCCGGUGGGAACGUUACGAGGGACGUGUGCAAGGAGCAGAUCUGCUCCUGCAACGAGGUGGAGGGAGAUCUGCACAUCGACUGCGAAAAGAACAGCUUCACCACGCUGCAGCAUCUCACUGGCCCCAGCUCGCAGUUCUAUCACCUGCUGCUGCACGGGAACUCUCUGUCUCGGCUCUUCCCCAACGAGUUCGCCAACUUUUACAACGCCGUGAGCCUCCAUUUGGAGAACAACGGGCUGCACGACAUCGUGCCCGGCGCCUUCCUGGGACUGCAGCUGGUGAAGCGGCUGCACAUCAACAACAAUAAGCUACGUUUUUUCCGGAAGAGUACGUUCCUGGGGUUGGACGAUUUGGAAUACAUGCAGGCUGAUUUUAAUCUGCUGAGGGAUAUUGACCCCGCCGUUUUCCGGGAUUUAAAUAAACUUGAAGUGUUGAUUCUUAACGACAACCUCAUCAGCGCGCUGCCCAUCAACGUGUUUCAACAUGUGCCCAUUACGCAUCUCGACCUGCGGGGGAACCGGAUCAAAACGGUGCCGUACGAGGGGAUCCUGGAACAGAUACCGGGCAUUGCGGAGGUUCUGCUGGAGGACAACCCGUGGGACUGUAACUGCGAGCUGGUGUCCCUGAAGGAAUGGCUGGAGAACAUACCGAGUAACGCGCUCAUCGGGCGGGUGGUGUGCGAGGCUCCCACCCGGCUGCAGGGGAGCGACCUGAACGAGACCUCGGAGGCCGACAUGUGCCCUUCGCAGAGCGGCGGCGUGGACACCAGCCUGGUGGCCCCUCCCACCCAGGAGGAGGCCUCCGAGACGGCGGCGCGCGAGCCGCGUCCCACGCCUCACAAGCCCAGCGGGCCCCCGACGCCCGGCGGCCGCGGGCCCAAGGGCCGCUCCAAGUCUCGCGAGAACUGGCAGCUGAAGACGAGGCCCACUCCGGUGUUGACGGGUGCGCACGGCGACAGAGAGCAGCUGCACAAUGUGUCGUGCCCCCAGCCGUGCAACUGCAAGCUGGUCGGCUCCAGACAGGGGCUGGGGGUCAACUGCGAGGGCAAAAAGAUCGAGAGCUUGGCCAACCUCAAACCGAAACCCAUGGCCGCGCACGAGCUGAACAUGAGAGACAACAACAUCCACGCAGUGAAGAAGAACCAGCUGCUCGGAUACGCCAGCCUUAACCUGCUGGAUCUGGGCGGGAACAACAUCAAGGUGAUCGACAACAGCACUUUCCUCAACCAGAGCGAGCUGCGGUGGCUGUAUAUGGAUAAGAACUAUCUGGAUACGCUGGUGGCGGAGAUGUUCGUGGGCCUUGUGAAUCUGGAAUAUCUCAGUUUGGAAUAUAACGACAUCCAGCUGAUCGCGGCCGGCGCUUUCAGCCCCAUGCCCAACCUGAGGGUGCUGUUCCUCAACAACAACCUGCUCAAAUCGCUACCAGUGGAUUCUUUCCUUGGGAUUUCUCUAUCCAAAAUCAGCCUGCAUAAUAAUUAUUUCCCCCACCUCCCCGUGGCUGGAGUGUUGGACCAGCUCAGUUCAAUCAUUCAGAUCGAUUUGCACGGGAACCCGUGGGAUUGCUCCUGCAGCAUCGUGCCCUUCAAGCAGUGGACGGAGAAGCUCGGCACCGACGUCAUCGUGAGCGAUCUCAAGUGCGAGUCGCCCGAAGAGUUCUGGAAACGGGACUUCCGCUACGUCCGGAACGACCUCAUGUGCCCCAAGCUCUACGACAAGGUGUCCCCGACCCUGCUGGCCAAAAACAGCACGUUCGCCCUGGACUCGGGGACGCGCUCGAACUCUUACUUGGAGCCCAACCGGGUCUCCAUUUCGGUGCUCGUCCCCGGGCUGCUGCUGGUGUUCGUCACCUCCGCGUUCACCGUCGUGGGGAUGCUGGUGUUCAUCUUACGCAACCGGAAGCGCUCAAAGCGGAGGGAGGGCAACUCGUCCGCCUCGGAGAUUAAUUCCUUGCAGACAGUGUGCGACUCAUCCUAUUGGCACAGCGGGGCCUAUCACGCGGACGGGGGCGCGCACCGGGGCUUCGACUGCAGCGCGCACCUCUCCACGACAAACGAUGCGUAAAUGGGACCCUGGCCGUGGUCCACCCGUACAAUAAGCCUCCCUCUCACCCCCCCCCCCCCUCACCGAACUGGAUUACAAACGGUCACACCGGACAGACUGACGCACACGAGUGACUGAUUGUUCGCGAGAGGCGAACGCAGACUUGUUUGUGGUGUCUUGUUUCUCCAGUUGAACCAAGUAAGUCAGUCUGCUGCUGCACAGGCCCCACUCUGUAAUAUAUGUCUAUGCCAAGCCCCCCCUGGCUUAAAACCCCUCCCUCCCUCCUCUUCCUCCUCCUCCUCCCAGUUCUGCUAUUUGCCGCAAUCGGACUACGGAUCUGUAUGAGACAGAAAAGAGGGAGAAAAAGGAGAGAGGGAGAGGGCGGGUGUGUGUGUGUUCGUGAGAGUGUGAGAGAGAGAGAGAGAGGACCCAGGGAAUGGUGCACGAACGCAUGAAUGUAAAUGUAAAUACUCGGACCGAUGUAUCAUAAUCUGCAUGAUGAUAUUUCGCAUGGUUUCAACUCACACGACGGCGAGGAACCAUAACUACCAUAACCCCCCCAAGAAGCAACACUCGACCCUUUUCAUGUUAUAUCAAUACGACGACGAUAUAUAGAUAUUAAGAAUUAUAUAUGACUAUUACAAAGUGCCAUUUCUCUAUUUUUUUGUGAACCUCCAGUUGGGAUUUGUAUUUGUUGUUUUCAACCUGUUUGGAGAAGAAGAAGAAAAAGAAGAAGAAAAAAAAGAAAAACAAAAUCACGGAGGGAUAGCGAUGACUAUGGCAAAGGAGCGGUGGAAGUGACGCUGUCAGUGCAUGUUAUUUUCUGUUUGUUAUCAUUUGAUUGUCGAUAAAUAUUGGGGUUAUUUAUACCGUACUAGAUGGUGCAGAUUAAAUCCAUGUCUGCGCAGUCAUCAUCUCCUUUAUGAAUGUAAACUGUGUUAUUUUAUGGUGUGCCAAUUGUUGACUUUCAGAUAUUCAGACGUGCAGAUGAGCAUGACCAAUUAACGUCACUCAGAUGCUUCUGCUGCAGAGUUUAUGUAGCUAAAAUAACAGUUCUGUGGUUUUGUGUGUCAAUGAAUAUACGCCUGCUUUGGGUGGGAGGAAGACAAAAAAAGCAAAAACAACAAAGUCAUUUAAAUGGGGGGGGGGUUUCUAACAUAUUUUUUCAACAACCGAGCAAAAGAAGUGUUUUCAAUUGAGCUAUGUAGGUAUAAUUCGAUCGAUGUAAACAGCGCAGGUAGACGGAAAUAGAAUAGAAUGCUUUUUUUAACGUCAGAAAAAGAAGUAUUCCUCCACAUGAAAAGCGUACGGCUACGAUUCACCUUCAUUCCUAUUGUGAGCUUUUGUAAAGCCAUCUAAUCUUGUCCAAAUAAGAGAACUGAAACUCACUGUAUUUACUACAACAUGUGCUUAAAAAAGCGGCUUUGGGACGGGAUGGGGGGGGGGGGGGGGGGGGGUGUAGAGGCCCUGGCUGUCUAACUGGGGCCCUGCGAUGGGGGGAACUCAGCAUGAGGCCCAUAAAGACACAGGAGUGGGUCUUCUACACACACACACACACACACACACACAGACUCUGAGGGUAUUUGAUAAUGCAAGAUGCCUUUUUCAAUUCAGCAUUUUGAACUUAUUCAACAAAUUCUCAAUUAUUUGAAUUUCUCUGCAGUGUCUUUAAAAAACAAAUGCAAAGAAUGUGCAAUUUUCCCUCCCCCCCCCCCCCCUUCAUUUAUUUGUGAACACAAUGUACUCGUCCAGGAUACCGGGGGACACCUUUCGCCAAUUGAUUUUCUCUAAGAUGCCUAUACUUUGGCAGCAGAAUUUGGCACCGCUCCUAAAAAUGGCAUCCGGCAUGCUGAGAGUGUACAGAGUUGACGUGAGAUGGGCUUAA